AUGUUGCAAGGAAUGCCCAAGCGGAGUGGGUCAAUCAGCGAGCUGCACGACCCAUUCUCGAGCCCUGAUGUAUACUACGGCCCCGCGACGGACCCGCGGCGGCAGAAGCAGCCCAAUAAGUACUCGCGGACGCGGACGAUGAGCAUCAUCGAAAACGUUUCGACCUUCAAGAGCGCGGGGAAGCAGUACAAUAUCAGGCGCCGAGGCUCUGAGGACGACUCUAUGUUGGCCAGCUCGGGACACCGCAAGUUCUACAUCAAGGACGUUGACAAGACGUUGGAGGAGCUCUUGGAGAGCGAGGACACAGACGGCAACUACCAGAUAACGAUUGAGGACCGCGGUCCGAAAACAUUGCGGGUCGGCACCGCCAACUCCAACGGGUUCCGGCACGUGCAGAUCAGAGGCACGUACAUGCUCUCCAACUUGUUGCAGGAGUUGACCAUCGCAAAAAAUUUUGGGCGGAAGCAAGUGAUUCUCGAUGAGGCCCGCUUGAACGAAGAUCCGGUUAAUCGUCUCACGCGAUUGAUCACGCAUCAGUUCUGGGACUCCUUGACCCGGAGAAUUGACUACAACAGUAUUGCCGCCAUCGCGGCAGAUACUAAGGUCGACACCCCUGGCGCGAAGGUGCCGCGGAUUUACGUGCCCCAUGGCUGCCCCGAGCAGUACGAGUAUUUCAUUGAGUGCUCCCAGUUGAACCCCUCAUUGAACCUCGAGGUAAAGUACUUGCCGGAUGUGAUCACGCCGGAGCACGUGCAAUCAUUGAACGAAAGCCCGGGGUUGCUUGCUUUGGCGAUGGAGAGUCACAGGGACCCAAUUACCGGUGAGAGUACAUUGGUUGGUUUUCCCUACGUUGUUCCGGGCGGUCGUUUUAAUGAACUUUACGGCUGGGACUCAUACCUAAUGGCUUUGGGUCUUCUAGACUGUAACAAAGUGGACAUAGCACGUGGGAUGGUUGAGCAUUUCAUCUUUGAGAUAGAGCAUUACGGUAAAAUAUUGAACGCCAAUAGGAGCUACUACCUCUGUCGGUCACAACCCCCGUUCCUAACCGACAUGGCUUUGAAGGUCUUCGAAAAGUUCGGUGGUGACCAAAAUCCUACCGCUGUGGAUUUCUUGAAAAGAGCAUUCAUCGCAGCCAUUAAGGAAUACAAGAGUGUAUGGAUGGCAGAACCGCGGUACGACAAAACCACGGGUCUUUCAUGUUAUCAUCCAGAUGGUAUCGGUUUCCCACCAGAAACCGAGCCUGACCACUUUGACGCAAUUUGCCGGAAAUUUGCGGAAAAGCACAAUGUAACGAUUCCGGAGUUCAGGUGCAUGUACGAUGCCGGCGAAGUACACGAGCCCGAACUAGAUGAGUUCUUUUUGCAUGAUCGUGCUGUACGUGAGAGUGGACAUGACACCUCUUACCGUCUAGAGAACGUCUGUGCUUACUUAGCGACGAUUGAUUUGAAUUCGUUACUAUACAAGUACGAAAAAGAUAUUGCAUAUGUGGUUUCCAAGUACUUCGAUGAUAGUAUUACUGAUUAUGCUGGUGAAACCACCACUUCUUCUCAUUGGGAGGCACUUGCAGACAUUCGUAAGCAAAGAAUCACGAAAUAUUUGUGGGACGAGGAAACAGGCUUUUUCUAUGACUACAAUGUCCAUAUUGGAAAGAGAACAUCUUACGAUUCUGCAACAACAUUUUGGGCCAUGUGGGCAGGCUUGGCAACCCAGGAACAAGCCAACGCUAUGGUCGAGAAGGCAUUGCCAAGGCUUGAAAUGCUAGGAGGCCUGGUUGCCUGUACUGAGGAGUCUCGGGGUGAGAUAACAAUGAAUAGACCAAGCAGGCAAUGGGAUUACCCUUAUGGUUGGGCCCCUCAUCAAAUGCUUGCUUGGACCGGGUUAGAUAAUUACGGAUUUACAGGAGUUGCAAGAAGGUUGGCCUAUAGGUGGUUAUUUUUAAUGACCAAGGCAUUUGUCGACUACAAUGGUAUCGUAGUAGAGAAAUACGACGUUACCAGAGGCACAGAUCCUCAUAGAGUUGAUGCCGAAUAUGGUAACCAAGGUGCAGACUUUAAAGGUGUUGCUACUGAAGGAUUUGGCUGGGUCAAUUCCAGUUAUAUCUUAGGUUUGAAAUUUAUGAAUACUUAUGCUAAGAGAGCUUUAGCUAACUGCACCGUCCCUGAUAUUUUCUUUAAGCAUAUGAAGCCAGAAGAGAAAGCUCGGUAUGCCUUGAUCUGA
Eremothecium gossypii ATCC 10895 is the source of this 2217-nucleotide messenger RNA. Its product is annotated as alpha,alpha-trehalase. Gene Ontology annotation, biological process: trehalose catabolic process. Gene Ontology annotation, molecular function: calcium ion binding; alpha,alpha-trehalase activity. Bases 1 to 2217 code for a protein of 738 amino acids. The transcript has a single exon. The record is from RefSeq and is marked provisional. NCBI's taxonomy places the organism in Eukaryota, Fungi, Ascomycota, Saccharomycetes, Saccharomycetales, Saccharomycetaceae. Gene Ontology annotation, cellular component: cytoplasm.